Aspergillus puulaauensis is the source of this 1533-nucleotide messenger RNA. Its product is annotated as cytochrome P450. Bases 1 to 1533 code for a protein of 510 amino acids. Gene Ontology annotation, molecular function: oxidoreductase activity, acting on paired donors, with incorporation or reduction of molecular oxygen; iron ion binding; monooxygenase activity. The transcript is spliced from 5 exons. The record is from RefSeq and is a predicted model, not a curated record. Lineage: Eukaryota; Fungi; Ascomycota; Eurotiomycetes; Eurotiales; Aspergillaceae.
AUGGAUCCGCAUUUCUAUUCGUCUGCAAUCGAGGUAAACAUGGCUGUCGACUUAGGUGCAAACAAUUGGAUAUUCCUGCUGGGGGCAACUGUUGCUGUUUUCAUUGGCAUCCGCUUGCUCCCCAAGCGGGCGAAUGUCCCCAUCUAUAGCAGGCAUUCGGGGUGGCGAGGGCCCUGGAAGGAUUCCUUGGAGUAUCUCCACGACAGUGCUGGGACGCUGAGGGCUGGCUAUCAGAAGUUCUCUCGCCAUGGACAGUUCUUUCAACUUCGGACCCCCAUCCGCUGGGUGGUAGUUGUGCCGCCCAAUUUGGUGGAUGAAAUUCGCACCGCGCCAGCAACACAUCUGAGUGCUAAAGAGUCGGCUAAUGAUGUGUUGCAAACUAGAUACACGGUGUCCCCCAUCGUCGAGGCAAACAAGUUCCAUUUCCACAUUGUCAAAACGCAUCUCACGCCCAGCCUGGAGAACAAGAUCGAUGAAAUUCGCAACGAAAUUCAAUUGUCCUUUGGAGACGAGAUCGGCCACCCGACUGAUUGGACGCCGGUGGUCAUGUCAAGAGCAGCUCAUCGGAUCGCAACUCGAACUGCUAAUCGACUGCUGGUCGGGGCACCGCUAUGUCAGAAUGAAGAGUACACCGACAUGUCUAUCAAGUAUACAGUGGAUGUGUUUGGAGGCGCCGAUAAGCUUCGCGCCUGGCCCAAGUGUCUUCGCUCAACGGUCAGUCAGUUCGUGACUAACGUCAAAGAACGGCAGAGGGUGGCUCGGAGACAUCUCAUCCCUUACAUUGAGGCUCGCCUUCAGCAAGAAAAAGAGCGAUUGGAUGACAAGCCCCCUGUUGAUUCCCUUCAAUGGGUCAUGGAUGCCGCCCCCGAUCCCAGUGAAAGAGACCCAGAGCGGCUCAUGUUCCGUCUGCUGCACUUGAACGUGGCUGCAGUGCACACGACCAGCAGCACCUUUCUCAACGCGAUGUUGGAUCUGGCCUUCUAUACCGAUGCUCACGCAGAGCUCCGAAUUGAGAUUGAGAGCGCAGUGAAGGAGCACGGAUGGUCGGGGCGAGCAUUGAGUCAGAUGCGGAAGCUGGACAGCUUUUUGACUGAAAGCCAGAGGCUUUCCCCGAUCGCCAGCUCGCAAAUGACUCGCGCGGUGAUCAAAGACUUCACAUUCUCCGACGGCACCACAGUCCCCAGAGGCUCUUAUGUCCUGGCCCCAAUGUACGCGAUGUACCUAGACGACACCAUCUAUCCUAAUGCCUCGAACUUCGAUGCUUUCCGCUUUUCUAAACUUCGAGCGCAGCCCGGCCACGAAAAUCGGCACCAGUUUGUGACUACUUCGCCGACACACAUCAACUUCGGACACGGCAAGGACGCGUGCCCUGGGCGCUUCUUCGCAGCACAUGAAAUCAAAUUACUGUUGGCUCAUACGUUGCUGAGCUAUGAGAUACGUCUUGAGGAUCCGACCAAGCUCCCGGAGCCUUCUUGGUAUGAUCGUUCUCGAAAGCCCAGCCAGACUGCGCGCGUUCUGUUCCGCAGGCGUUAA